This is a messenger RNA of Tetrahymena thermophila SB210, 1098 nucleotides long. RefSeq names its product EF hand protein. The transcript has 6 exons. Lineage: Eukaryota; Ciliophora; Oligohymenophorea; Hymenostomatida; Tetrahymenidae. Gene Ontology annotation, molecular function: metal ion binding. The record is from RefSeq and is a predicted model, not a curated record.
AUGGAAUCAUAUUCUUAUAAUUCAGGUCUAAAAGAAGUUACCUUUGAUGAAAAAGAAUCUAUGUCAGAAAGAGGAACCUCUUUAGGAGGAGAUGAUUAUCAUCUAACAGAAUCAGUGAUAGAUAAAUAAAUGAAGGAUUUCUAACAAGAUAGAAGGAGUUUAGAAGAUCCUGAUUAGAUUAACUUUAAUGACCCAAUAUUUAAAAGGAUCUUGGGAGAUGACGAGUUAAAGACGUUAGACUAAACUCUACCUUAAAAGUGUAUCAAAUGUGAAUGCAAAUUUAAUUCUAUAACUAAUAGGAAGUUUCAGUGUUACUUUUGUGGGUAUCCAGUUUGCAAAGACCAUUCUAAAAAAAAGAGAGAAGAUCCCUCAAAGCUAAACACAAGCAAUAACAAGUCAAUAAAUAAUCAAAAUAAUAGUACUAUAUUGAAUACAUCUGGAGGAGAAAGUGAAUAUGAAAAAAAAAAUUUUAAGAAAAUAUGUGACAUUUGUGAAGAUAAAUAUCUGAAGUGGCAAAUAAACUUUUCAUUCUAGUAAAAGAAGGAUCAAUAUGAUGAAGUUACAUAAAGGUUAGAAAAAUAACAAAAAGAUAUUUUAGAAAAAAUAAAAAAAUAAUAAGACGAAAUAAGUAGAAUAUAGUCAUAGGAAGAACAAAAAAAGAAACAGUUUGAAGAUUAAAAGAAUGAAAUAUUAAAGAAGAUUGAAAAAGCAGAAAUGGAGGAUACAGAUCUUAAAAAGGAAAACAAAGACUAUUUAUUAAAAAUAGAUAAAAUAGAUACUGAAAUUAAUAGCAUGAUGAAAUAAAUAAAAGAAAUCGAUGAGGAAUAUAAGCAAAAGGUAACAGAAGAAAAGAAUUUAACCUAAAAAAUAAAAGAAAUAGACUAAGAAAUAGAAAAUGCUCACUAAAUUAUUGAAGAAAUAGAAUAAAAAAUCACAGACAAUAAUCUGAUGAUGUAGAGAUAAAAGUAAAUUUAUGAUGUCAGAGAUUCUCGUUUAGAUAGCAAUUUAGAUAAUAUUAGAGAAAACUCUGCAAUUAGAGCUAGAAAAGAUUAGAAUAUAGAUAAAGAAAAAAAUUGUAAUGUAUGCUAAAUCUUUUGA